GCUGCUGAACGCAGCUGUCAAAGCUUUCGUAGCAAAUUGCUCCCUCGGUCACAAUCGCAGUUUUUUCGAGACGACGACGAAGCAGUAACUGCGCGCUGGUCCUAACUUUUCGUUUGCAGUUUGCUAUUACAACACCGCUAGCAAGAUGGCUCUCAGCGAUGCCGAUGUCCAGAAACAGAUCAAGCACAUGAUGGCCUUCAUCGAGCAGGAGGCCAACGAGAAGGCGGAAGAGAUCGAUGCGAAAGCCGAGGAAGAGUUCAACAUCGAGAAGGGCCGCCUGGUGCAGCAGCAGCGCCUGAAGAUCAUGGAGUACUACGAAAAGAAGGAAAAGCAGGUCGAGCUGCAGAAGAAGAUCCAGUCUUCGAACAUGCUGAACCAGGCCCGCUUGAAGGUGCUGAAAGUGCGCGAGGACCAUGUAUCCAACGUGCUCGAUGAAUGCCGUCGUCGUCUCGGCGAAGUGACGAAGGAUCCCGCCCGCUACGGCGAGAUCCUGACUGCCCUCAUCACUCAGGGAUUGCUACAGCUGAUGGAGGCCAAGGUCCUCAUCCGUGGCCGUCAGGCGGACGCUCAGGUUAUCCAGAACGCACUGCCGGCAGCUGUAGAGCUGUACAAGUCCAAGUGCGGCCGUGACGUGGUGGUCACGCUCGAUACGGAAAAUUUCCUACCGGCCGACGCGACUGGCGGAGUUGACCUGUUGGCACAGUCGGGACGCAUCAAGGUGGCCAACACUCUUGAGUCGCGAUUGGAGUUGAUUGCCCAGCAGUUGGUGCCGGAGAUCCGUAAUGCGCUGUUCGGUCGCAACAUGAACCGCAAGUUCAACGACUAAAUAGAGCACAAUCCUGGCUGAUGUGUGCUGCUCGCUGUGGUAGCAGAACGUAUGGCCGCCAUCAUCGCAACAACGCAACGGCUGCGAUGAUGGAAGGGCUACACCCAGAACGCACGUAAAAUCACCAUCCAUUCUUACAUAGAUAUCCUUGUUUCCGCAUGCAAAUAGCAGGUUCUAUAACCGUUACUUAUACUUACCCUGUCCGUCAGCAGCAAUCGCAGAAAGGUCGUUUAGCAUGGUUACUGUAACAUCGUAGUUGAAAGUUAAGCCUCACCCAUCCUUCGCUCUCCGAAGCGACCGUAGAAGCGAACGAUCGAAUGACCCCAACAUCUCCGCCCCCAUUUGCGCCCUAACAUCAUGCGUGUACGAAGGUGUUCUUUUCGCCCCUCCUGGAAGGGAAAAUACUUAAUUAUAAUGGUUGAAUCUUGCGCAUUUUUUUUUUUUUUAUGCUGAUGCCGAUACCAUCUAGGCAUUAUCAGCAUCUGUUCGGUCCAUCUUGAACAGCGAAAGAACCCACCCUCUUGCACUGCACUGGCAGCAAGGGGGGCACAUUGGAUCGGGAAUACUGUCCCACAAUAAUUCCACGUCUUCUUAACGGUCGGCUACAUUUCGGAAAGUGGGUGCACAGUGGCAAUUGUGUACCGCUGCUUUCAAGUUAAACGCAAUUUACGUCCCUACUAGAAUACGCAUGUUUUGUUUUCUGUACGCACAAACAGAUGCAAAACAUAUACAAUCACAAACGUUAAUGCAGAAUUAUAGGAUCUAAGUUUUAUCGGAAACACAUCGUUCGUGAAAAAAAAAAUUGUUGCUACAUAUUAUAAUUGUUUUUAAAUGAUGUUUUGUUUAUUUCCAUUUUCUUAUUAUCCCUGUUUAUCUGCGCACCACCUUCACACCCACACACGCACUUUCUCGCUUGGUAAUGGUUUAUUACGAAGUAGAACUCAAACUUUCACAUUGCGAUUGUUCGCUGUGAAUGGUGCAGUUCCGGAAAUGUCGUAGGUGUCGCAGUAUUUUUGAUCUAUCUAUGUAUGUUGCAAAUAAUUUCCCUACAAAAAUAUGAUAAUAUUUUUCCAUCGUAAGCUUUUAAGUAAAUCCCACGUCUUUGCUCUAGCGGCGUUUGUGUAGGGUGCCAUGAGAUGUAUACGUUGGCCAACGUUUCCUUCCUAUUUUUGUUUUCUUUCUUGGUGGUAAGAAGUGUGACACACUUUACUAGAAGAAGGAACGUAGGACAAGAAUAUCCAAACCAUCAUGCGAGCGUAUUUGCUAAAUACUGAAACAAAUCGUUAAAAUACAUUCCUUUAGAAAAGAUCAAUACUAAUAGCAGUAGCGGCACGAUUGUUUCAACAACACUCGAUUUCGGCAACCAACACACGGUAACAACAUCUUUCAGUGUGGCCUCUUUCGCUUUUCUUUCACGCCAGCAAGUCACAUUUUCGGUAGAAAAAGUAAAAGUAAUUGUAAUGUAUGAUAUUGCUCCAUUAGACAGACAACCAUCUAACAGGUCGUGGCCCGUGGUUCAAUCCGGUGCACUGCAUACGUCUCCUUACCGCCAGCAUCUUGCUUUGCGAACACCAAAAUGUGGCUGAAGCUUUUGCUGAUCGUUCGAAGCAAUGGUAUGGAAAUCUGUGUAAUGUUCGGUUGAACGCGGAAAAUCACGAUCCCAGGGAGCGUUCAAUGAAGUUAAUCGUUUUGUAACGGUGUGCGUGCGUGUGCAGCCAAGAUCCAUGUGAGUCUGUCGUAAAAGAACAAAAUAUAUAUAAGUGUGUCUUGAAGAAAACA
This is a messenger RNA of Anopheles merus, 2605 nucleotides long. It is a transcript of the gene Vha26, whose product is annotated as V-type proton ATPase subunit E. NCBI's taxonomy places the organism in Eukaryota, Metazoa, Arthropoda, Insecta, Diptera, Culicidae. The record is from RefSeq and is a predicted model, not a curated record. The transcript has 5 exons. Gene Ontology annotation, cellular component: proton-transporting two-sector ATPase complex, catalytic domain. Gene Ontology annotation, molecular function: proton-transporting ATPase activity, rotational mechanism. Gene Ontology annotation, biological process: proton transmembrane transport. The coding region runs from base 146 to 826 and encodes 226 amino acids.